Molecule: messenger RNA, 1058 nt
Organism: Arabidopsis lyrata subsp. lyrata
Lineage: Eukaryota; Viridiplantae; Streptophyta; Magnoliopsida; Brassicales; Brassicaceae
Product: chaperone protein dnaJ 11, chloroplastic
Exons: 1
Coding region: 288-761 (157 amino acids)
Source: RefSeq, a predicted model, not a curated record
UUUAAAAUAGUAGGAGAAGAACUAUAGCUAUUCUUCUUUCUUUUUGUUUCCAUUAAAUAAUAAGCUAAAAUGAACAUACAAGAUUUAUUGGAAUAAAAUAAAAUAAAAUAUAAUUGGUUACCAAAUUACAAAAAGUUUUUGGAGCUCUUUAUAUAAGCCUUUCUCAAUCCCUCUCUUUCCUUUGUGAUUCAUAUCCUACUUCUCAUACGAACUUCUCUCUCUCUGCUUCUCUAAAUCUUAACACUUUCUUCCGAAUUUGCCCCUCAAGUUUUAUUUUAAUUGCUUAAAUGGCCGGAACCCUAGUUUACUCCGCCGGGAGAUUCUCACCGGGAAAUUGUCUUCUCCCCCAACCGAAAACGGCCAGAUUCUACAGCGGAACCGCGAGAUUUCCCACAGGAGUUUCGUCGUUUAAGGCUUCAGCUCAGACGCUAAACGCCGAGCCAGCUGUAACGGAAUCCGUUCGUCGGAGAGUUUCUAGCCUCUACGAAUUACUGAAAGUGAAUGAAACGGCGUCGUUGACGGAGAUCAAGACGGCCUACCGGAGCUUAGCUAAAGUAUAUCAUCCAGAUGCGUCGGAAUCGGACGGUCGAGAUUUCAUGGAGAUUCACAAAGCUUACGCGACACUGGCGGAUCCGACUACAAGAGCGAUCUACGACUCGACGCUUAGAGCACCUCGGAGACGGGUACACGCUGGAGCGAUGGGUCGGUCGGGUCGGGUUUACACGACGACCCGGAGAUGGGAGACGGAUCAGUGUUGGUAAAUCUAGAAAGUCUUUUUAGCGCUUCCGAUGAUUUUGCAGCAGCGAAAGGGCACUUUUUGACUUCUUCUUUCCCCUUUCAUUACUUUUUUUUUUUUCCUGUCAUAUCUUUGGAAAAUUAAGGGGAAAUUAAAAGUUUAAUCCGCUCUUUUUUUGUUUUGUUUUUUUAACUUAAGAAGUUAACAAUGUAUAAAGAAAGUCAUGAGUGGAGAGAUGUAUAUAUUAUCUUCAUUUUCGCCUUCAUAAAUUGUCUUUGGAUCUUUUACUAUACUUUUCAAACGAAGUAAUUAGACCAAGUAA